UUUCAUUCCAUGAUCUCAACACAUUGAUUUUACAAUCCCAGGCCAUGGCCUCUCUCACAAUGAACGCCGCCACACGGCUCUCAACUCGCCGCACCCUCCCCACCUUCCAAUCCCACUUCUCCCCGCGACAAUGCCUCCAACAGCAACACCGACAACAGCAACAACGACAUAGUAUUACCACCCGACGAUACGGCUCCUCCGACUCCCUUCCCAAAAUCGCACAGCCCUCCCUCUGGACCUCCCUCGUCCCCAAAUUCAUCCGUAACCGCAAGUCCCGCUCCGACUCGUCGUCGCCCAAAUCCAAAGAAUGGAAUCCCGCCAGCUUCUACAUCAUCAUGUUCACCCUGAUCGGGUCGCAGGCUAUCCGGAUGAUUGCGCUCAAGAACGACUACGCGGCGUUUACGCGGUCGACAGACGCGAAGAUCACUCUGCUUCGUGAGGUCAUCGAGCGCGUUAAGAAUGGGGAGAAGGUGGAUGUGGAGAAGUUGUUGGGGACGGGGAAUGAGGCCAAGGAGAGGGAGUGGGACGAGGUCCUCCAAGAAAUCGAAGCCGAGGAAUCCCUAUGGCAUCAGAAAAACGCCGCCGCCGCGAAAGCGCAGCCUCCCCCGGAAGAGCCCGCCCCCGCGGCCGAACCGCCCAAGACGAGCGACGAGCCAUCGACAGAGAAUGCUUCGAAACGAAAGGCGCAUUUCUUUUAGGCCAUUGAUUUCCUAUUACGUACUAUCGCUAUAUUUACGACUUUACAUACCUGACGGAUUGUCGUGGCAAUACAACCUGACAGGACGCACGCAGAGGGAACCGUGUGUGUCUUUAGCUGGCUGGGCUAGGUAGACGCAGUGGCCUUGUCGGGGACUGGCAUUUCUGGCAUCGAUCCAGCGUAGCGGCAUGUCGAAUAGACGCCAUGCUUAGCAUGUGCACAAUCACGAGCUUGGCUGAGACUCCAUCCGCGAGAUACAUGGAUCGACCCAGAAGGAAAGAGGGG
This is a messenger RNA of Aspergillus candidus, 982 nucleotides long. RefSeq names its product DUF5321 domain-containing protein. Bases 45 to 698 code for a protein of 217 amino acids. The transcript has 2 exons. The record is from RefSeq and is a predicted model, not a curated record. NCBI's taxonomy places the organism in Eukaryota, Fungi, Ascomycota, Eurotiomycetes, Eurotiales, Aspergillaceae.